AUGGGCGGUCACGCCGCGCUCUAUACUCGCACGUCUUCCCCGAAGUCUGGCUGUCUGCGUCUAUUGCGCGGACUUCGCUCUCUCCGUUCGCAUUCCACGCGGUGUACACAACCAGUUCGACUCGCCGCAAUGUAUACGCAUUUGAUUGCGAUUGAACACCUGAAAACAAAGUGGCCGAACAAGUCAUUGCAGCGGGGGAAUUCGCACCAAACUGCCUCGUACGGCCAUCGAAUGUCAGACAAUUGUGCUGUAAUUUUGAAUUUGGGUUGUCCUCGUCUGGGACUGCUCGUUCACGUGAAGGGACUUCACGUUGUUGACGCCAUGUUGCGUUCUCAGUCACAAGGAAGGACUAUGGUUUUGCUUUCUGCCAGCAUUGACGCCGUUGCCCCAGUGCCAUGUGAACUGAAGCUCGAGUCCGGCCGUUUCAUCCGCUAUGUUGCUCCCAAGGAUGCGAAUCCUCGCAAAGAAGUAGUUUGUGGCGGAAUCUUUGAGGAAGUAAAGCUGCCGCAGAGAAGAAAAAGCAGUGGAAAUGAUGGUAUUGAUCUGACAAUAUGUUGGGAAGGGGUCAAUUCGCUUUGUCAAGUACUUGAUGCCAUCGUCGAAAGUGAAAUGGAAACGGACUUCUUUGAGCAGAAGAGUGUUCUCGAAAUCGGAUUUGCAACUGGCUUACCUUCGGUCUACGCCUACGAAAAUGGCGCUGCCGAUAUCACUCUUCACAGUGCUUCGAAAUCUUCCUUACAAAUGUACUGCAAACCUACUUUACGGAGGAAUGCGAUCUCUGAGAAUAAGUGCAAGUUCUCCAGCGGAGAUCUCAGUCAGAUGAGGAAGGCGAUCGGCGGCAAGCGAUUCGACGUUAUUCUGGCCGCUGAACUGCUGAAUCGUGGAGAGGAUGAGUUCGAGAUGGUUCACCAAAUCCUCGACGAAGCUCUCAGUCACGACGGCAUCUGUUUGCUAUCCAGUCCCUCUCACUAUUUCACCGUUGAUAGCAGUCUGGCUAGUUUCCUAGACCUUGUCAAAAGGCACAGACAGUUCGAUGUCAUAGAGCGAUGGAGCUCACCUCGUACAGAUGUCGUGCAGCGAAAGGUUAUUCAACUGACGCGAUCUCUUUGCUGA
Messenger RNA from Necator americanus (New World hookworm), 1113 nucleotides. RefSeq lists its product as uncharacterized. The transcript has 12 exons. The record is from RefSeq and is a predicted model, not a curated record. The coding region runs from base 1 to 1113 and encodes 370 amino acids. NCBI's taxonomy places the organism in Eukaryota, Metazoa, Nematoda, Chromadorea, Rhabditida, Ancylostomatidae.